GACAUUCCCCACUCUUCGGUAUCUAAAGAGUCACCAGAAGUUACACACAUUUACCACACUUUCACACAUGAUAUCAAGUCAUUCGACACAUCACUCGAUGCACAUCCAGUGCCCGAAGACAUCACUUCCAGUGAUAACAACAAACACAGUGUCCGACAACUCAUACAAACAGAGGACACAAGAAUUAAAUCAAUUGUUUCAAAGAAGACAUUGAAUGGCAAUAAAGCGAAGACAACAACAAAGAGAAGACAUAAUAAACAAAAGACAAUAAGCGAUGAAUCGGAGGAUAAUUGUGAUCACAAUUGGGAACAGACUUCAAGUGAUGAGGAAAUGGAUGACAAAAAUGAGAAGAAAAAGAGAAAAUAUGUUAAGAAAAGCGAAAAAAGUGGUGAAAACCCGUCGACAACACCACUGAAGAGAAGAUAUAAAGAGAAGACAAUUCUUUCGGCGAAUGGGAAGCGCUUUCGACCGAAAAAUUUUAUCUGCGAUUACAUCGGAUGUGAUAAACAAUUCGACGAAAACGAAAAUCUUUUGGCACACAUUCGGGUCAGACAUACAAAGGAGAGGCCAUUCGAGUGUGACGUUUGCCACAAGACAUUCCCCACUCUUCGGUAUCUAAAGAGUCACCAGAAGUUACAUACGGACACUGCGAAGCCAUUCGUGUGCUCAUGGGUUGGCUGUGACUCGGCUUUCCGUAUCAAUCAGUGUCUUGUCGAUCACAUGCAAACACACCAACAGCUCCGGCAAUUCGCGUGCGAUGAAUGUGACCAACGAUUUAACCUCAAAAGGACUCUUCAGGUCCACAAGAAUAGGGUGCACUCGACUGCCCGGCCGUACACUUGCGAUUGGCCCGCGUGUGAGGCCACGUAUAAAGACAUAACAAUGCUUAAGCGCCACAAAGAGACACAUCUGGGAGUCAGACAGUAUGUGUGCGAUAGA
Messenger RNA from Medioppia subpectinata, 939 nucleotides. The record is from the annotation of a GenBank genome assembly. NCBI's taxonomy places the organism in Eukaryota, Metazoa, Arthropoda, Arachnida, Sarcoptiformes, Oppiidae.